Molecule: messenger RNA, 3424 nt
Organism: Phalacrocorax carbo (great cormorant)
Lineage: Eukaryota; Metazoa; Chordata; Aves; Suliformes; Phalacrocoracidae
Source: RefSeq, a predicted model, not a curated record
CCAGCUGGCAUGUUCUGCAGAAGCCCCUUAGCCUGGCUCCUCCCUCUCUUUUAUCUUUAUAAUAGCAUUGAAUGCCUGUGAGCAUUCAGUGUUCCAGCAGUUUCAUUGUGCCUGUUCAUCGAGGGGCUUCUGCUAGUACCCAGUCAGACAAACGGAACUAGGAGAGGCUAAAGGAAUUGCUCAGGAAGUUUCCUUUAGAAAGUAGAUAUUUCUGCUCCAAUGGACAAAGGUCUUCACUUCAUGUUCUGUGUGAUUGCAAUCGUGCUGCUCCUGAGAGAAUCAAGCCAAACAGGAACUGCAAGGAGUGAUGGUGCUGUGAGUAAGGGCACUGACUCAAGGGGACCAGGAGAGGGUCUUCCGACUUUGACUGUCACAACUAUCCUGGAAGACCCUUAUGUCAUGGUGAGAAGUGCAGAACUGGAGGGAUACUGCAUCGAUCUGCUGAAAGCGCUUGCUGCAAUGCUUCACUUCAGCUACAAGGUGAAGGUGGUGGGAGAUGGGCAGUAUGGCGCUGUCUCUUCCAACGGGAACUGGACAGGCAUGAUUGGCGAGAUUUUGAGACAGGAAGCAGACAUUGCAGUGGCUCCACUGACAGUCACGUCAGCAAGGGAAGAGGUGGUCUCCUUCACCACCCCGUUCCUGCAGACCGGGAUUGGAAUCUUGCUUCGGAAAGACACGGUCUCUCAGGAGAUGUCUUUCUUCCACUUCCUGGCUCCUUUCAGUAAGGAGACCUGGACUGGCCUUUUAUUUGCUUAUGUGCUGACAUGCUUCUGCCUCUUUCUUGUUGCCAGACUCAGCCCCUGUGAAUGGAAUGAGCCAAAGAAUGAAGAGAACCACUUUACCUUCUUAAAUAGCCUCUGGUUUGGAGCAGGAGCACUUGCACUGCAAGGUGUCACCCCUCGGCCCAAAGCGCUCUCUGUGCGGGUCAUCGCUGCCGUCUGGUGGCUCUUCACCAUCGCCUUGCUGGCUGCCUACAUCGCCAACUUCACCGCUCUGCUGAGCUCUGGCAGCGAGCAGCUCCCAAUCCAGACUUUUGAAGAUCUUGUGAAGCAAAGAAAGCUUGAGUUUGGGACACUGGACGGCUCCUCUACUUUCUACUUCUUCAAGAACUCCAAGAAUCCCAUCCAUCAGAUGAUCUAUGAAUAUAUGGACAAGAGACGAGACCACGUUUUAGUCAAAACAUACCAGGAAGCAGUUCAGCGUGUGAUGGAAUCAAACUAUGCCUUCAUUGGCGAAUCAAUCUCUCAGGACCUUGCAGCUGCCAGGCACUGCAAUUUGAUCAGAGCCCCUGAAGUUAUUGGAGCCAGAGGAUUCGGCAUUGCCACUACCCAGGCAUCCCCGUGGACUAAGAAGCUCUCGAUUGCUGUCCUCAAACUCCGUGAAUCAGGUGAUCUUGACUACUUGCGUAACAAGUGGUGGGAGACCAGUUGCCUUCACCAAAGUAGAGACAGAUGGAGUCCUCUGCAGCCCCAGGCUCUGGGUGGCCUCUUUCUUACUCUUGCAAUUGGCCUUGCCCUGGGAGUGAUUGCCGCUGUGGUGGAGCUGUCAAAUAAGAGCAGACACGCUGCUGGACAUGUCAAGAAAUCGUGUUGCUCUGUUUUCACAGAAGAAAUGUGCACUCGUCUACGUAUAAAAGAAAAUACAAGACAAAGCCAGGAGACUUCAGGGAGGGCUAAUGCUUAGGAAUUUUUUGCUUGAGGAAUGGGCAUGUAGUAGGUUUAUACCAUAUAUAUUUCAUAGGAACUACAUCACUGUAGAAAGAUGUUUUUCUGCAAGUCUAGAGUGUUAGUUUUCUAACACAAACACACACCGAGAGCACUUCUGGAGCUGGAUAUGGAAGAAAACUAAGUGGCUUGGAAGAAUUUAAAUUGAUAAGGGAUAGAGUGUAAGUGUUAAAAAUAAGGGAGGUUAACAACUUGGUAAAAUAAGGUUGAGAUGGAUAAGGUGGUGGAUCCAUAGUUAGUCGAGAAGUUUACUGUGUAAAUACAUGAACUGCCCGUAGGAGUAAGUGACUUGGGCUAGGUUAAUAUGAAGCCUCUGCUUAUUAAUUCCAGUAUGAGGUACAAUCUUGCCAAUUAAAGCUCUCUUCUGACUGCCCUGAUCAGGAACAACUGCUUCUUAAACAUUAGUUAUAGAUAGACUGCACGCCUCCCCUCGUCUAAGCAGAAGAUGCUGGUCACUGGGGAGGUCAUUUCUGAACCACAAACGACAGCAUUGUUGCAUAAACCCCCAAAAUGCAGGCCUUGACUUAACCGCGCUCCCUGCGGUGGCCCCAGACUGAGAACGGGAGGCCACGCACCUACGGAACCACCGGACUGAGGAAAUGCAAGACAUGGCUUGUCCUUUGCCAGGUUCCCAUCACAGGAUAAGUUUCCCCCUUUAGCUCUAGAGGAUGUUUUGUCCUAGCUGACCUGAUCGAGAAGUACUUCGGAAGGAGCGCGAUGGCUGCAACCCAGCAGCAGGAGAGCGUGAAGUUUGGCAACCAGUCAGUGAAAGCACAAGUUCCCAGGCAAGGGCGAGGCCGCGAGCAGUGGCUGUGUGCGGUAUUCGCGUGCUCUCAAAGAAGAAUCUGUGAAAUUCAUGGGGAACAAUUAUCUCGGUUGCGUAUUAAAUAGUUUUCUAAUUGAGCCGGUUUUCAUUUCAGAGCUGGGCUGACUGACGCAUGCGGGCGCUGGGUGGCAAAGUCAUGGUUAAAGCACGCCACUCACGUACUGCAUGUUUGAUGGAGGGAAAAAAAAUAAGCAAAUUCAGUUACUUGGAAAUGGCUUUAACUGCACUGUGCGAGCAAAGAGCCUAAUUCUUAUCAGUCCCAGCAUUAAAUAACCGACGGCAACAGAAACUAACAUGCCUGUGACAGGACAGUAGCUGUGUGCUCCUGAACAAAGCGCUACACGCUCGCUUUGGGGGUAACUUAGUGAGACUCAACUGCCAACUCCUGCAAAGUAAUUCAGCGUAGGUGCGGAAUUCCCCUCCCAGCCAACCGGUAACAAGAACAAGCAGUGAAAGCAACAGGCGUUACGAGUUCUUCCACCUGUCAGUGAGCCGGAGCUGGCCAGUUGGCCGCUACGCGCUCCCGGAGCCCGGCAGCUCUGUCCUAAACACAGCGUAAGCGACGUUUGUUAGGUUAGAAGGUGGAUCGGUCCUUCGAUGAAAUUCACUGCAAGAGCAUGAAACAAUUUAGGUAAGUUUAAAAGCUGACAUGGAAAAUGCAGUGUCAGAUUCACUCAGCACUUUAAAAACUAUUUGGUACGUGCCGUGUCGUUGCUGGCAGAGUAGGCAGAGAUGUAUAAAAAAAGGUUUCAUUGACAUUUAAAUAUAUUUCUAUAUGAAUGUCUCACAGAACAAAAAAAUAAAGUCUUUUCAUCACAAAUACUGCAGCAUUAAAAUAAACACUUACCAAAAUAAACAAUGAGUGAUAUACAUA